Messenger RNA from Miniopterus natalensis, 1908 nucleotides. NCBI's taxonomy places the organism in Eukaryota, Metazoa, Chordata, Mammalia, Chiroptera, Miniopteridae. The record is from RefSeq and is a predicted model, not a curated record.
GCUGCUCUUAUCAACUUAUCAUAUAAAGAGCGGAGAGUGGCCGAUUCGGAUCCUGAUCCCGACACUGCAGGCUCUGGGGCAGAGACAAAGAGGCAGCAACUCCCCUCUGUGGGCGAGCACAGCCCUCCCCGGGGAGCAGGGUGCACUCCCGGCUGCAGGGACAGCUCCCCAGGACAGACAGACAGGCAGCCCGGGACUGGCUCCGCUCCUGCUGCUGGGAGAGCGGGGACGCGGCUCGGCGGAUGGACCCUAAGCCGAGCGGCUGAGCCCUGGUCGCAGAGGGCAGCCCACGACCGUGUCCCAUGCGCCCUGCGGCUCGCUGAGCCGUCUUCCCCAGGCAGGAACAAUGUGGCCGAUUGUCCUCCUAACUCUGAGCUGGGACCUGCUCCCGGCCGCCGCCUACAACAGCUUUCGGAGGAGCAUGGACAGCGGGGGCCGGCGGCAGUACCAGGUCCAGCAGGGCGCCUGCAGCUACACGUUCCUGCUGCCCGAGGCGGACAACUGCCGCCCGCCCGCCGGCUCCUACGUGCCCAACUCCGUGCAGAGGGACGCGCCCCUCGACUACGACGACUCCGCGCAGCGGCUGCAGGUGCUGGAGAACAUCAUGGAAAACAACACGCAGUGGCUGAUGAAGCUGGAGACCUACAUCCAGGACAGCAUGAGGAAGGAGAUGGCGGAGAUGCAGCAGAACGCGGUCCAGAACCAGACGGCGGUGAUGCUGGAGAUCGGAACGAACCUGCUCAAUCAGACGGCGGAGCAGACGCGCAAGCUCACCGACGUCGAGGCCCAGGUAUUAAAUCAGACAACGAGGCUUGAGCUCCAGCUUCUGGAACAUUCCCUCUCCACCAACAAACUGGAGAAACAGAUUCUGGACCAGACCAGUGAAAUCAACAAGCUGCAGGACCAGAACAGCUUCCUGGAGAAGAGGGUGCUGGACAUGGAGGACAAGCACGUUGUCCAGCUCCAGUCCAUGAAGGACGAGAAAGACCAGCUGCAGGCCCUAGUGUCCAAGCAGAACUCCAUCAUCGAGGAGCUGGAGAAGCAGCUGAUGACGGCCACGGUGAACAACUCCGCCCUGCAGAAGCAGCAGCACGACCUCAUGGAGACGGUGCACAGCCUGCUGACCAUGGUGUCCACGCCCGGCGCCAAGCGCACCCCUGCAGCUAAGGAGGAACGAGUGGCCUUCAGGGACUGUGCGGAAGCCUUCAAGUCGGGCCUGACCACCAGCGGGGUCUACACGCUGACGUUCCCCAACUCCACAGAGGAGAUCAAGGCAUACUGUGACAUGGAGACUGCCGGAGGGGGGUGGACCAUCUUUCAGCGCCGGGAGGAUGGCAGCGUCGACUUUCAGAGGACGUGGAAAGAAUACAAAGUGGGCUUCGGGAACCCCUCGGGCGAGCACUGGCUGGGAAACGAGUUUGUUUCACAAGUGACCAAUCAGAAGCACUACGUGCUGAGGAUCCGCCUCACCGACUGGGAGGGCAAGGAGGCCCAGGCCCUGUAUGACCACUUCUAUCUCUCAGGCGAGGACCUCAACUACAGGAUUCACCUUAAAGGACUCACGGGGACAGCCGGCAAAAUCAGCAGCAUAAGCCAACCGGGAAAUGACUUUAGCACAAAGGACGCCGACAAGGACAAGUGCAUCUGCAAAUGCUCCCAGAUGCUCACAGGAGGUUGGUGGUUCGAUGCCUGUGGCCCCUCCAACCUGAACGGAAUGUACUACCCACAGAGGCAGAACAUGAACAGGUUCAAUGGCAUUAAGUGGUACUACUGGAAGGGGUCGGGCUACUCACUCAAGGCCACUGCCAUGAUGAUCCGGCCCGCGGAUUUCUGAAUGCUGCACACACCCAAGGGUGGUACACUGCACGGCCGUCAGAGACUCGACUCCGAAGCGCUAAAGGAUGCAGC